Messenger RNA from Apiotrichum porosum, 2610 nucleotides. RefSeq lists its product as uncharacterized. Lineage: Eukaryota; Fungi; Basidiomycota; Tremellomycetes; Trichosporonales; Trichosporonaceae. Gene Ontology annotation, molecular function: calcium ion binding; mannosyl-oligosaccharide 1,2-alpha-mannosidase activity. Gene Ontology annotation, cellular component: Golgi membrane; endoplasmic reticulum. The record is from RefSeq and is a predicted model, not a curated record. The coding region runs from base 1 to 2610 and encodes 869 amino acids. Gene Ontology annotation, biological process: N-glycan processing; carbohydrate metabolic process. The transcript is spliced from 2 exons.
AUGGCUUCCAAUGCGUACGAUCCCGAGGCCGGCAAGUUCGCCAUGCCGGGCGGCCGCCGCACACUCCGGCUCAUGCUGGCGCGCAAGUCGCGCCUGGUGAUUGGCGUCGCCGCGCUCUUCACGAUCAUCUUCUACCUCUCCCAGAAUGGCCCCAGCACUGUCGUCCCGCCACCGCCCGUGGUCGUACCAGUCGGCGGCGACGGACGGCUACCCGUUGACGACAUCUGGGACGACGUGCCGCCGCCCGUGGAGGGCGUUCAAGGCAAGGCUCCCGCCCCACCCAGUCGCCCUCCACGCCCCGACCACCCGAAGUACUAUAUCAUUGACGAGAACGGCGACCACUUCCUCCCCAACGCCGGGCGCAAGGUGGCGCCCAUGCACCCGGGUCAGAAGGAUAUCGUGGACCCCGCAGACCUGUUCCCCGAAGUCGAGCUGCCAUGGCACUUCAAGGCGCCCAAGUCAGACCCCUUUCCACGCGAGCGCAUGCGUGAGAUUGUCAGUGAGGCUCCCGACCCACCAAACGCCAUCGUCAAGGCCACGCUUGACAAGAAGGACUUUUCGCAGACGUGGAAGGGUCCCGCGGACUGGAACAAGGCCGGACCCGGUGUCAAGAACGUCCAGUGGCCCAGCUUCGAGCUCAAGGACCGCGAUUGGGAGAGCACCGAGCAAGCCGAGAGGCGUGAAGAGCGUCGCAAGGCUGUGAAGCGCGGCUUUGUGCACGCGUGGCAGGCAUACAAGGACCAUGCGUGGGGCCAUGACGAGGUGAUGCCCAAGUCCAAAAAGGCGUCCGACCCUUUCAACGGCUGGGGCGCGUCCAUUGUGGACACCCUCGACACGCUGUUGGUCAUGGGUCUGCAGGAGGAAUACAACCUGUGUCGACGACACGUCAACCAGAUCAACUUUCACUGGAUCACCGGUCGCGACUGGUCGCAGGGCUACAUCGGCCUGGAUGGCGAGCUGGACGCUCACGGCAAGCAGUGGACAAUCGACCGUGACCGCACUGCCGGCCUCCCCGUCUUUGAAACCGGUAUUCGCUACCUCGGUGGACUGCUCGGCGCCUACGACCUGACUGGCGACAAGCUCAUGCUCGACCGUGCUGUGGACAUUGCCGAGGUUCUCGGUCGCGCAUUCAACACCAAGUCUGGUCUUCCGCAGGGCUCGCGUAUCGACCCGGGCCAAGAGUCGGGCGUGUACCAGCUCGGCAGUGUCUCCGUCGCCGAGGUUGGCAGUAUGACCCUCGAGCUCAUGCGCCUGUCGUUUGCUACUGGCGACCGCAAGUGGUUCGACCUCGCGCAGCGCGCCAUGGACUUUAUCGACAAGAAGAUUGUGCCCCGCUCAAAGUUCAAGCCCCUCAUCCCCAUGCACUUUACCCCGGACGCGGCGUCCCAGACGGCCCUCACUGGUGGAUUUACGUUUGGCGCCAUGUGCGACUCUUACUACGAGUACCUCAUCAAGACGUACAAGCUUCUCGGCGGCAACGAGAUUGCCAAGCAGUACAAGCGCUUGUACGAGGACAGCAUUGACGCAGCGCGCAAGCUGCUCUUUGUUGACAUUGACAUUGUCCCCGACACCAAGCUCAUGACGAUUGGCAAGUGGGAGCACAACGGUCUCCACAACGAGACCGAGCACCUCGCGUGCUUUGCGGGAGCCAUGCUGGGUCUCGGUGCCAAGCUCCUCGACCGUCCUCAGGACAUGUCCGAUGCCGCCAAGUUUACGGGUACUUGCUACUGGCUCAGCGCCGCGACCAAGACUGGAAUCCAGCCCGAGGUCGUGCACUUUUACAGCGGCGACGACGAGUCGCGGUUCCAAAACAUGACGACCGAGCUCGGACCCAAGGGCGAGCCCCGCAUGUGGCACCCGCCCAUCAGCCAGCCGUUCCAGGAAGACCAGAUCAACUAUGCCAAGAUGCACAAGAGCAUGAAGGGCGAGUGGCUCUACAACGACGACCACAGUCCCGUGGCCAACAACUCGGGACGUGUUGGCAAGAACCCCAUCACCUACUACCGCCACCUCGUGGGCGAGCCGGCUGGAACCAAGCGCGUCGGCACGUACUACAUCAACCGCCCCGAGACGAUCGAGUCGGUCUUUUACAUGUGGCGCCUCACUGGCGACCGUGGAUGGCAGGACAAGGGUUGGCGCAUGUUCACCUCGUGGAUGGAGCACGCCAAGGUCGACGGCGGCAUCAGUUCCAUCCAGGACGUGACUGUCGACCCCACCACUGGCCGCGGCGUCCUGCACGGCGACAACAUGGAGUCGUUCAUCUUCGCCGAGACGUUCAAGUACCACUACCUGCUGCAGGCGGACCCUCUGCUCCUCAACCUGGACGACUACGUGCUCAACACCGAGGCCCACCCGUUCAUCGUCGACCCCAAGACGACCAAGCCGGGCUCGCAGGGCCUGUGGAAGCCCGUCGACGACGCCGACGCCGACCUCGGCGUGCGCGGCGAGGGCACCGACGCCCAAAAGUGGAUGCGCCUCAAGGCCCUCGAGGGCAAGCGUCCCAGCACGGCCAAGCCCAUAAACCCCAGGUUAAAUGGUGGAGGCGGGCAUGGAAUGGGCGGCGGCGCCGGAGCUGGAAAGCUCGGCGUCUCGCCCGAUGUCAUCGUGUAA